AUGGGGACGGUGUGGCUCAGCUGCAUCCUAGGUGUCCUAUACCUGGCCUGUGCCGGUGCGAUCGAGGCUGACGAGAUCCAGAAGGCCUUGCUGAGCCACCUUGGCCUCAAGGAACCCCCUGUUCUGGACAAGGCUGAGCUGGGCAGCCUGGUCAUCUCCGAUCCCUUGAGAAGUGAAUACCUGAGGCGUCUGAGGCAGAGCCGGGCGAUGCCCUUAUCUCGGGGGAAGAGGAGUCAUGCCAGUAUAAAAGAGAUCGUGGGCAGAGUCACCUUCACAGAGGUCAACGCUCGGCUACUGACCUUCGACAUGACGAGCCGGAUCCCCUUCAACAGUGAGGUGCAGCGAGCCCUGCUGAAGCUCUACAAGAAGCAGCCCCGGAAGGCAGACAUCAAGCGGAUCCACCGGCUCCAGCCCUACUCCCCAGUGACCCACGUCCGUGUGGAAAUCCAGUGGGUGCACAUCCAAGCAGAUGGUACCAACCGGACAUUCCUGGUCGACUCCAGGCCGCUGGAUAUAUUCGAGUCAGGCUGGGUGGACUUUGACGUGAUGGAUGCUGUGCAGUACUGGCAGCAGCUGGCUCAGCCCGGGGAUCCGAUGCUGCUGGGCGUACGCAUCCGGGGAGACGGGGCGGGCAAGGAAUACUCCAAUUUGGUCAAGGCCGUCCACUUUGCCAUCGAAGACCCAUCCGACAGACGUUACGAGCCCCAGCUGGAACUGCAUACUCUGGACCUGUCAGAAUAUGGGGCCCAAGAUGACUGCGGCGGCCACGGCGUCUCCCGCUGCUGCCGGCAGUUGAGAUACAUCAACCUCCAGGAGCUCCCCUGGGCCCACGCCUGGAUCCUGGAGCCCCCCAUCCUCCAACUCUACGACUGCGUGGGGAGCUGUCGGCAGCCCCCGCCCCCGGCCCGGGCCCCGCCGUCCGCUGAGCGAAAGUGCCUCCCCGUCGACACCAGAUCCAUGCCCAUGAUCGUCGCCCUCAAGGACGGAAACCACGCUGAGGCCCAGGUGGUCGAGUUGCACAACAUGAAUGUGCUGAAGUGUGGCUGUGCCUCCAGUGGCUCCCGGCCCAGAGUCUCCAGAGCAGCAAGUGGCGAGGUGGCCCUGUUGGCCACGUAGGCCUCAGACCUGAUCUGCUCUUCCUUAUUUCUUCAGCAGGGAACACCUAGAGAGUGGGAGGGGGUGUGAGUCACUGAGAUUCUUAGGAGCUGGAAGGGCUAGCGUGGGGAGCUUUCCUAUCCUACCUUAUGCCCUUCCCUGAGUCACCACCACCUCUUCUAAGCACUUAAAUGUGUAAAUGCAACAUGAAAGGCACGGGCUUGGAUUGCUCCCUGCCAGUCAGCACUCUCUCCUAGUAGCAUCCCUGAUUUGAACUUCGGUAGCUGAUCUUCAGUUCCAAGUUUGCCAAUUCUGGGCUCAAGUUGGGGAGUGGAUGUGUCAUGUAUGAAUUUUGUGUUUUCUGACCGGCCCUUCU
Molecule: messenger RNA, 1471 nt
Organism: Tachyglossus aculeatus (Australian echidna)
Lineage: Eukaryota; Metazoa; Chordata; Mammalia; Monotremata; Tachyglossidae
Product: left-right determination factor 1-like
Exons: 4
Coding region: 1-1116 (371 amino acids)
Biological process (GO): SMAD protein signal transduction; BMP signaling pathway
Cellular component (GO): extracellular region
Molecular function (GO): cytokine activity; growth factor activity; transforming growth factor beta receptor binding
Source: RefSeq, a predicted model, not a curated record